Messenger RNA from Gamsiella multidivaricata, 1257 nucleotides. RefSeq lists its product as uncharacterized. The transcript has a single exon. The coding region runs from base 306 to 1178 and encodes 290 amino acids. The record is from RefSeq and is a predicted model, not a curated record. Lineage: Eukaryota; Fungi; Mortierellomycota; Mortierellomycetes; Mortierellales; Mortierellaceae.
CGCCAAGAGUGAGUGUCGAGCAACACUAUAUAGCCAUCGGCUCUUCUUCAUUCUCUCUCUUUCUUCAUCGCUCCAUUCCCUCCAUUCUCUCCAUUCAUCCUCCCGUCAUCGUUGUAGAACCACAUCCACUCACGAGCCAAAAAAGACACUCCACUCCACAAGCAGUCCUCCCCCAGACCCCAAUUCUGUUUCACACCUUUUUUUCAUUCUUCUCAGGGACACUGCAGGUUCAGGCACACACCCACUCCGAGGUCGACUCGACUCGACUGGAUGCUGCAAUAACUCCAAACAGCCUCACACCAGCAAUGCCGCCACUAGGAGUCCGCCUCCAGGCACCUCGUUCAACCCUCGCAAUCCUUGUCCUCACCCUCCGCAUCCUCCUCCUUGCCCUCGCAAGCAUCAACCUUUGCGCCCUCACCGCUGCCUUCCAACUCUACCAAUCCUACUCGCCUUACAGCACCAGCCGCAAUUUACUCUACAGCUUUCAGGACACUCCACAGCUGGCUAUCAACACCUUCCUCUUUCUCGCUGGCAUCUACUCCUUCCUCGGAAACACACAAUGGUCCAGGAGGGUGCGCAUAAUCGCAGGGCUGAUCCUCUUAGGCUGCAACGUUAUAUUAGUUAGCCUCCAGUUCAAUAAUAUCGCUCUCAACGGAGGAUGCGAGCAUGGCCGGAUCUAUAAUACACCCAUGGCCGAGGACAAUACCGACGCAGGGCCCAAUGGCAGUGGAGACGCGGGCGCUCAAAUACCACCAGCCUCAGAUAUCAUGUCAUCACUAAAGCGGAGGUGUAUCAUCCAGAUGGUCAUUGGCAUCGUCGGUGUAUGCUGGAGUGCGUUACUCGCCGUCGAGCUCGUUCUGACCAACCUGCAUCGGAAACGGGACCUGGAUCAUAAAGUCCGUAUCUGCCGAGUAGCUUACCAGGAGCGUCUACGUCAACAGCAAUUGUCUUCUUCUGCGGUGCACCUUUACCACCCGGACUUGUCACUUCAGGGCACAGGGAGGAGUCGAGAUUCUUUGGAGUUGGAGGCGUUGCCGGCAUAUGAGCGGAGACCGACAGGUCCCCGUCCACAGAUUGUGGAUCUGGCGAACAUGGGACGUUUGUCUACUAGGCCGACAGGAGGAAGACCGAGACCAGAGACGAUUCAGUCACCGCCGCCGAGCUACCAGGCAGCAUAACCCUAACACCCAAAACGUUCAAUUAUCGAUAAUAAAUAUAAUCUUGACAAUUGCUCAAGGGGAGAGGAAAAUAUACCCA